Trypanosoma cruzi is the source of this 1872-nucleotide messenger RNA. RefSeq names its product U3 small nucleolar ribonucleoprotein protein MPP10, putative. The coding region runs from base 1 to 1872 and encodes 623 amino acids. The record is from RefSeq and is a predicted model, not a curated record. The transcript has a single exon. Lineage: Eukaryota; Euglenozoa; Kinetoplastea; Trypanosomatida; Trypanosomatidae. Gene Ontology annotation, biological process: rRNA processing. Gene Ontology annotation, cellular component: nucleus; small-subunit processome; sno(s)RNA-containing ribonucleoprotein complex.
AUGGCGACAACGAAGAAAGAUGCCGCGCUGCCACGCAAGCUGAAGGGCUCCGUGGGCACCCUCCAGCAAGCACUGGACAACGGCCUGGACCAUUUUUUUUCAUCGCGCAAGGCGGGCGAGGAAACGUCACGUCAGUGCCUCUCUUCCCUCUUUUUCCUUGCAUCGUCGCUGCAUACGCCACGGCUGCCUUACUACAAAAAGUCACUGGAAACAAGUGCGGCGCGGCAUGUGACGGUGGAGCAGAUAUGGGGACAGCUGAACAUGUUACUGCGUCCUGUUUUGCGUCGCCUACAGGACAACGUGCGACGUCUGCAGAAGACAGUGAAUGUUUCCUCUGCACCACAGAAACGCGGCAGCACGCGAGUACAAACGAAGCGGCUACGAGACGAUGAUGAUGUUGAUAAUUCCGAUGCUUUAGAGGAGGGCAAAGAUUUACUCUCAACAAGAACUUCGCAGCUCAGCGAGAGUGACUUGGAUGAGGAGAUUGCGCAGCUUCUUGUCGAGCAGCAGCAGCAGCAGCAGCGAAGAAAGCUUGCGAAACCUGCCAGCAAGAAUGGCCACAACGGGGACGACUUGUGGCGUUACGCACUUGGAAAGGGUGAUGGCGACGGCAACGACGAAAACGGUGAUGCUGACGUGGACGGCGAGGGGGAUGAUGACGACGAUAGCAACAAUGAUUUGGCACGUAUCCGUCGUAGGCAUGCUCGGGCGAUGGCAGGGGCCGAUGAUGAUGAUGAUAACGAGGAGGAGGAGGAGGACGAGCGCGCCGUCGAGGAGUUGGCAGCAAUGAAGGAAAUGUACGGUGAGGACUUUGUUCCGGACGAGGAUGACGGUGACGGGGCCGAAGGUGAUGAUGACGACCCGCAUUUCGAAGAGGACCUUGCUUGGGAUGACCCGACUGCCGUGUUCAAGGAGUCUGACGGGAUGUACUUUGGAAACGACGACAUUCUCGCUGAUGACGGUGCGCAGGAAGAACACCAACAGCACGAAAGGGGGGAUGCGGUCGGUGAGAAUGACGACGAUGAUGCGGAGCUCAACGAUCCCAGUCUGACGAUGCUGCAGCGGGAGCGGCAGCGGGAGCGUCGUCUUGUGGAGCGGCUGGAGCAGGAACGGCUGUACAGCACGCAGUGGGCGAUGAGCGGUGAGACGAGUGGGAACCAGCGACCGCGUGAUGCGCUGCUUGACGAGGAGUUGGACUUUGAACACGCCAUGAAGGCGGUGCCUGUCAUCACGGAGGCAGUGACGGCCAAACUAGAGGACCGCAUUCGCCGCCGCAUCCUUUGCGCCAACUACGACGAUGUGCAGCGCCGCACCUCCCUCUCGGCGCCGGGAGAUUUGGUCACGACGCGCCGCGACGCAACAAUCGACUCGGAGAAGUCCAAGCUGUCGCUGAUGGACCUGUACGAGAAGGAGUACCUGGAGCGUGCGCGGGCGUUGGAGGAGGCAAGCGGUGAUGCUGCGCAGAGUGCGGAGCCACUGACGGAGAUUGAGAAGGACGAGCUGCGGGCAAUUCAAAUGUGGCGCCGGCUCGCCCAGCACCUCGACGCCCUCAGCAACUUCUACUACACACCAAAGCCGAUACAAGAGGAGUUGGCGGCCCGCGUGCGUGCAGUGAACGGCCAGGCCCCCGCCAUCGCGUUGGAGACAGUCGGCAACUUUGCCACCACCCGCGAGGCCGCACUUGCGCCGCAGGAUCUCUACCGCAGUGCCGACCGCAAGUACGCGGAUGUGGGCAUCAACGAAUUGGUGCCGCGUGAGAGGCGGGCGCUGCGCCGUGCGAAGAAGGAGCAGACGAAGGCGGCGAGUGAUCGCAGGGAAAAACGUGCCGCGCAGGCAAAGAAGAGGAAACAGCAGUUGCCGGAGCCGCAGUAG